CUUCCACGCGGCACCAAAAUUCUCGGACAAAUUCAGGCGAGUAAUCCAUCGCCUUCCUUCCAUCUUCAAGACAGGGCAAUCUGUAUCCGAUCGCUCCACUACUAAUCCAUGGCUAUGGCUUCGUCAAUGCCUUCAUUAAACCCCACAUCUCUCUGUUCUUCUUCUUCUUCUUCUUCUUCUCCUUCUUCACCAGCACCAAGAAAUAUUCCCUCCAAGCAAAUCCCAUAUCUAAGUUCUUCGCUAAAUCUGAACCAACCCUGGCUUUGUCCAUUUCCGAGCAGCAGUUUCUGCAAUGCCCACUCGUUAAAGAUUCCAUCUUUGGCGCUCAAGGCAUCCAGAUCAGGCAAUGGGGAGAGGGAGCACGAAGUGUACAAGGUCGAAAUAGUGAAGCCCUAUGGAUUGAAAUUCGCGAAGGGAAGGGAUGGGGGCACUUAUAUUGACGCCAUUGAACCUGGAGGAUCGGCUGAUAAGACUGGGAAGUUCACAGUUGGGGAUAGGGUUAUUGCCACCAGUGCAGUGUUUGGAGAUGACAUAUGGCCUUCUGCUGAAUAUGGAAGAACAAUGUACACUAUCCGGCAGCGAAUGGGCCCAUUGUUCAUGAAAAUGGAGAAGAGAAAUGGGAAGAUGGAUAGUACAGGUGAGCUCUCAGACAAGGAAAUUAUUAGACAAGAAAGGAGUGCUGGUUUUAUCACUGAUAGGGUGAGAGAGAUUCAGUUGAAAAAUGCGAUGCUGAAAAAGGAACUGAAGGAGCGCAGAGAAAUGGAUCUUCGUGAAGGACUUCAGAUGUACAGGAGUGGAAAAUAUGAAGAAGCAUUAGAGAAAUUUGAGUCUGUACUAGGAUCAAAACCAGAUCUAAAUGAAGCUGCAGUAGCAAAUUACAAUGUUGCAUGUUGUUAUUCUCAGCUUAAUCAGGUUGAAGCUGGGUUGUCUGCCUUGGAAGAUGCUAUGAAAGCAGGAUUUGAAGAUUAUAAGAGAAUGAGAAGAGACCCUGAUCUUGCCAAUCUCAGAUCAUCUCCAAACUUCGAACCCCUUUUAAAGAAAUACGACGAAUCAUUCAUCAAUGAAGGCGCUAUCAACGCCCUCAAGUCCCUGUUUGGAUUCAACAAGAAGUAGAGCAAUGUGCUUGUAUUCAAUGCGGAGUUCUCGGGUUUCUUGUAUCGUGUCAUCCAAACGAGGCACUACACUAUCGAUCCUCGGCGAGGUCUUCCACACAUGAAAUGAGGGCUGUAAAAUUAGGAAAAAAAUGGGUUAUCCCUUUCUUCUCCUCAAGUGUAUUCUCUCCAAAUUGUGAUUUUUAUGGGGAAAGCUAAAAAAAAUACUACUCCGUAUGUGAUUAAAAUCAUCUCAUCAAACCUACCGUGAAAGAAUGUAGGUUCACCCCGAGUUUGUACAAUUGUACCUCAACUUGUAUUGUACUCUCCCUCCCAAUUUAAAUUGUCUGUUUCAAUUUAUAAUAUUUGAUUGAAUUUUGUUUCAAAUCAUUUUAUAUGAAAAAUAAUGUAGAAUUAAUAAAUAAAAAUUAUAGAUAUUU
This is a messenger RNA of Cuscuta campestris, 1531 nucleotides long. The record is from the annotation of a GenBank genome assembly. Lineage: Eukaryota; Viridiplantae; Streptophyta; Magnoliopsida; Solanales; Convolvulaceae.